Cucumis melo (muskmelon) is the source of this 864-nucleotide messenger RNA. RefSeq names its product LOB domain-containing protein 21-like. The coding region runs from base 242 to 760 and encodes 172 amino acids. The transcript has a single exon. The record is from RefSeq and is a predicted model, not a curated record. NCBI's taxonomy places the organism in Eukaryota, Viridiplantae, Streptophyta, Magnoliopsida, Cucurbitales, Cucurbitaceae.
ACCCCAUGUUCUUUAAUUCCCACUUUCUGAAAAAUUUCAAUUAAAAGUGUUUCUUCUUUUUUCCUUUGAAUAGUCUCUUUCAAACUUUCAAUUCUCCAUUUGCUCUAAACCAAAUUUAGGCCCCACCCCUCUUUUUUCUUAAUUACUCUAAUCCCAACAAAUCCAUAUAUAAAUACAUAUCCUUUGUUGUAAAGAAUAUGACAACAUUAUUUCAUUUUGGCAUAAUGAAUGAAGAGCAAGAAUGAGAGGUUGGCAUGAGACUCGUUCUUCAUCUUCUUGUGCAGCUUGCAAAUUGUUGAAAAGAAGAUGUAUUCCCACUUGUAUUUUUGCUCCUUAUUUUAGGUCUGAUGAGCCAAAGAAAUUUGCCAAAGUUCAUAAGGUUUUUGGGGCAAGUAAUGUUAGUAAGAUUUUGACUGAAGUUCCUGAAGAACAGAGAGAAGAUACUGUUAAUUCUUUGGCUUAUGAAGCUGAAGCCAGGCUUAGAGAUCCUGUUUACGGCUGCAUUGGUGCUAUAGCUUUGUUGCAGACUAAAAUGGUGGAGCUUCAACAUGAUCUUGCUCUUGCUAAAGCCCGUCUCGCUCGUUACGCUCAUAAUAAUACUUCCUCUUCUUCUUCUUCUUCUUCUUGUGCAGAAAAUUGUGUUGUUAAUAUGUCUUAUGGUGGAUUGAGUUUCUCUGCUGAGCAGAGUUCUUCUGAUGAUAUCACCCAAUAUGGUUAUUUAUGUGAUUUCACCCAUUUUCCUUAUCCAUUUAAAGCUUGAAACUCUGUGAUCUCUCUUUCUCUCUGUCUCUAUCAUCAAGGUUUCUUGAAAGAUUUUUCUUUUCUGUUUAUGUAUAAUCAAUCAUCUGUUUAUUCCCGACUCAA